UGGCCUGGUCCUCGUGUCCCUCAUUCAGGCCUAUUUAUUGAGCGCUUCCUGGGUGCAGGGCGCUGUACUGAGCGCUUGGGAGGACCAAGUCGGCAGCACAUAAAGUCCCUCCUUUCCUUGGCGAUGCCGAAGGCGAAGUCGGCGACGAGAGGCCGCCGAGCCGAGCGGCAAGAGCAGAGGACCGGACUGAUGUUCAACACUGGGAUCGGUCAGCACAUCCUGAAGAACCCCCUGGUAGUGAACAGCAUCAUCGAGAAGGCGGCCCUCAGGCCUACGGAUGUGGUCCUGGAAGUCGGUCCCGGGACCGGGAACAUGACCGUAAAGCUGUUAGAGAAGGCCAAAAAGGUCGUGGCCUGUGAACUGGACCCCAGGCUGGUGGCGGAGCUGCACAAGAGAGUCCAGGGCACGCCGGUGGCCGGUAAGCUCCAGGUCCUGGUGGGCAACGUAUUGAAAACGGAGUUGCCGUUCUUCGACGCGUGCGUGGCCAACUUGCCAUUUCAGAUUUCCUCCCCGUUUGUCUUCAAGCUGCUGCUCCAUCGACCUUUCUUCAGGUGUGCGGUGCUUAUGUUCCAGAGGGAGUUUGCCCUGCGCUUGGUGGCCAAGCCGGGAGAGAAGCUGUACUGCCGGCUGUCCGUCAACACGCAGCUGCUGGCCCGCGUUGACCACCUGAUGAAGGUCGGGAAGAACAAUUUCAAGCCUCCCCCCAAGGUGGAAUCCAGCGUGGUCCGGAUUGAGCCCAAGAACCCGCCACCUCCGAUCAAUUUCCGGGAAUGGGAUGGCCUGGUAAGGAUAACCUUCGUCAGGAAAAACAAAACGCUGGCCGCGGCGUUCAAGUCCAGUGCCGUGCAACAACUGUUGGAGAAAAAUUACCGCAUUCACUGUUCGGUGCACAACAUAGCCAUCCCAGAUGACUUCAGCAUCGCCGAGAAGAUUCAGAAGAUCCUCACCGACAUCAGCUUCAGCGACAAGCGCGCUCGCACGAUGGAUAUCGACGACUUCAUCAGGUUGCUUCAUGCCUUCAACGCGGAAGGAAUCCAUUUUUCGUAGCGUCCUGGAACCUGCCUGGCUGGGGAACUGUUGCGGACGCUGAAGGUUUGCUGCUGAGAGAACGGGGUGCUGCUAAAAGUCUCCGCCCAGGGGCUGUAGCAACUGUGACCCACUAAAGGGUCAGGGCUGCUCGUUUUCCAGGCCCAAGCCCCUGGGCCAGAACAGCCAGCUCUGCCAAACCUCCCAUCUCCCCCCCGCCCCUCCCACAACCACCUUGUAAAGUAAAUUCGCAGCUGGAGUUACAUUUCAUUAUUGUAAUUUAUUAAACACAUUGCCAGAUCUA
This is a messenger RNA of Tachyglossus aculeatus (Australian echidna), 1330 nucleotides long. RefSeq names its product DIMT1 rRNA methyltransferase and ribosome maturation factor (gene DIMT1). The record is from RefSeq and is a predicted model, not a curated record. Gene Ontology annotation, biological process: rRNA methylation. The coding region runs from base 124 to 1047 and encodes 307 amino acids. NCBI's taxonomy places the organism in Eukaryota, Metazoa, Chordata, Mammalia, Monotremata, Tachyglossidae. Gene Ontology annotation, cellular component: mitochondrial matrix. The transcript has 12 exons. Gene Ontology annotation, molecular function: rRNA (adenine-N6,N6-)-dimethyltransferase activity.